AUGAAGUCAAAGUCGGCGGAGGAAAAGCCGAGGUCGACGGCUGCGGAGGAUUUCACGAAGUAUAAGACCGCUGCGGACAUCGUGAACAAUGUGAUGAAGCAGCUCGUCGAGCUCUGCGUCGAGGGCGCGAACGUCCUUGAGCUAUGCGUCAAGGGAGAUGAGUUGAUCGAGCAAGGCACGGGAUCUGUCUUCAACAAACCGAUCAAGGGGGUAAAGGUAGCCAAAGGAAUUGCCUUCCCGACGUGUAUAUCGAUAAACAACUGCGUCGCACAUUUCUCUCCACUCGCAUCCGAUCCCGCAUCGUCACAAACUCUCGCAAAGGAUGACGUUGUGAAGCUUCAUCUGGGCGCACACAUCGAUGGAUUCGCGUCCAUUGCGGCAGAGACGCUCGUCGUGGGUGCGAGUGCGGAGAACCCUGUUACGGGCCGUCGAGCGGAUGCUAUCAAGGCUGCUUGGCAUGCAGCAGAGAUCGCGAUGCGUUUAGUGAAGGUUGGGAAUAAGAAUUGGGCAGUGACGGAAGCUGUGAAUAAGGUUACUGCUGUUUGGGGGUGUAAAGCUGUUGAGGGCAUGCUAUCAUGUCAACAGACACAAAACGUCAUUGAUGGCAAGAAAAGAAUUAUCCUUAACCCUAGCGAGCAGCAAAAGAAGGACUUUGAGGCGAUCACGUUUGCGGAGGAUGAGGUGUGGGGGAUAGAUAUCCUGGUUUCGACCGGCGAAGACGGGAAGGCCCGCACCGAAGAUACAAAAGCAACAGUCUACCAACGAGAUCACACCAUCACAUACCAACUAAAGAUGAAAACCUCCCGAGCGGUAUUUUCGGAAGUCCAAAAGAAAGCCGGUGCAUUCCCGUUCAAUAUUCGUGUAUUGGAGGAUGAGAAGAGGGCACGGAUGGGUCUUCAGGAGGCGUGUCAGCAUGCGUUGGUGAAGCCGUAUGAUGUGAUCUACACCCCACCGGAAACCUUCGUUGCUGCGUUCCACUUCACCAUCGCCUUACUCCCCGCCGGGCCAUCGCUCAUCACUCACCCUCCUGUAUGGUACAAGCCUGAACUCGUGAAGACCGAGAAAGAGUUAGAAGAUGAGGAGCUGAAGGAGUUACUUACGAGGAAGCUACGCGAAGAUAAGAAAAAGAACAAGAAGAAGGCGAAUGGAGAGGGCGAGGCGGAGUAA
Molecule: messenger RNA, 1167 nt
Organism: Fomitiporia mediterranea MF3/22
Lineage: Eukaryota; Fungi; Basidiomycota; Agaricomycetes; Hymenochaetales; Hymenochaetaceae
Product: proliferation-associated protein 1
Exons: 7
Coding region: 1-1167 (388 amino acids)
Source: RefSeq, a predicted model, not a curated record